This is a messenger RNA of Nerophis lumbriciformis (worm pipefish), 684 nucleotides long. NCBI's taxonomy places the organism in Eukaryota, Metazoa, Chordata, Actinopteri, Syngnathiformes, Syngnathidae. The record is from RefSeq and is a predicted model, not a curated record.
AUGAUUUCCGUAAGCUACAUCUUGCUCUGCGGACAGUUUCUUUUGUUACUUACAGUUAUUUUUUUACAAUGUUUGGAUGGAAUCCAUUCCCAAAACUCGUCAACCGCUGAAUCAGCUACCGUUUUACCUGGUCCUGGCUCGACAGCACUGCCUUUCUCUGAGCAGACCUCCGAAACGAUCAAAUAUGAAAUUCAAGAGGAAAAUCCGAAUUACACGGAAGUGUUUGAGUACAACGCUCUGUCACCCGUCGUCCUCUGCAGUUAUUUGCCAGAGGAGUUCAUCUACUGUCAGGACCCCGUAGACCAUGCUGGAAAUAACAGCGCCUAUUUGGAGAUGGGCCACGGUUGUGUAGGGUGGGGAGGCCAGACUGAGAAAGAAGUAAACCACACACCAGUUGUCUGCACUGCACUUGAUGACAUCGAAUGUGCUGGGCCCAGAGAAUUCCUGAGAGGGCAUGUACCCUGCAUCAAAUACACCGGACACUAUUUCAUCACCACUCUACUGUACUCCUUCUUCCUUGGUUGUUUUGGUGUCGAUCGUUUUUGCCUGGGACACACAGGGACAGCGGUGGGGAAAUUGCUCACACUUGGAGGCCUGGGAAUCUGGUGGUUUGUUGACUUAAUCCUGCUUAUUACUGGGGGGCUGAUGCCGAGUGAUUAUAGUAACUGGUGCACUUACUACUGA